Molecule: messenger RNA, 2949 nt
Organism: Numida meleagris (helmeted guineafowl)
Lineage: Eukaryota; Metazoa; Chordata; Aves; Galliformes; Numididae
Gene: CPNE4
Product: copine 4
Exons: 19
Coding region: 794-2464 (556 amino acids)
Biological process (GO): cellular response to calcium ion
Cellular component (GO): plasma membrane
Molecular function (GO): calcium-dependent phospholipid binding
Source: RefSeq, a predicted model, not a curated record
UUCAAGGACUCAUUUUCGUAGAAAAAGAAGGGACAGUGACUUGACGUCACGUGGGGAGUUGGCCAAGGCCUUUGUGAACUGCUUCAACUGCUGGGAAACAAACUACUCAUCACUUAGUAGUUUAGUUCGUAAUUGUAGUCUGGGUUUAGUUUUAUAAAGAGUGGGUUUAAAAGUUUGACUGAUAAUGUGUUAGGCUUUCUAAGGACCUAGGGAAUGUGCUGCACUGAAUACAGGUAAGCCAGCCAAAGUACUUUGGUUAACUGCAGUUACGCAGGCUGUUCUACCUGCGUAACUGACUUGGUCUUCAGUAGCGGCUAUAUUCUCAAGUAUGAGCUCAAAAGGAAGAAGCAACAUUAAUGCUUCAGGUAAAGGAACAAAAGGCUAUCCAAAGGAAUCUAUUUUAACAGAAAUACAGUCAGUAACAGCGAGACCAAAGAGCUCAUUGACUGCGUAGCUUCAAUAGCAUUCAGCGGUAGCCAGCCUCCACUCAUCGUUUUUACAAAAAACAACCAUCAAGAGGAAGACACCUGAUGGAGGAAACAGAAGAAAAAAAUUAGUGGCAUUAAGAACAGAGAGUGUAUUAAGUAUUAAUGGAUGACAUUUAUGCUCUCUAAUUAGAUUUCAUCAUCUACUUAUUCCUCAACAGGAAAAAUAAUCUAUGAGAUCGGUUGUUUGCUGUGGGAAUUAUUAUGCACUUUAGGAUGAUUCUGAUUUCAGACCUGCAGCUGUCGUCUCUUGUGUCCUCUGGGUCAAGCUCUCUCGCUCUUGCCAAGGAAAAUCAAGAGGAAAAGGAAUGAAGAAAAUGAGCAACAUCUAUGAGUCAGCAGCCAAUACCCUGGGAAUCUUUAACAGCCCAUGUCUGACGAAAGUGGAGCUGCGGGUUGCCUGCAAAGGCAUAUCAGACAGGGAUGCCCUCUCAAAACCAGACCCUUGUGUCAUCCUUAAAAUGCAGUCACAUGGUCAGUGGUUUGAGGUUGACAGGACAGAGGUGAUUCGAACCUGUAUAAAUCCCGUCUUCUCUAAGCUUUUCACGGUGGACUUCUAUUUUGAAGAGGUGCAGCGGCUGCGAUUUGAAGUCCAUGACAUUAGCAGCAAUCACAAUGGGCUGAAGGAAGCAGAUUUUCUUGGUGGCAUGGAAUGCACUCUUGGACAAAUUGUUUCUCAGAGGAAACUCUCCAAGUCCUUACUCAAACAUGGGAACACAGCAGGGAAGUCAUCCAUAACAGUGAUAGCUGAGGAAUUGUCUGGCAAUGAUGACUAUGUUGAACUUUCAUUCAGUGCACGGAAAUUGGAUGAUAAGGAUUUUUUCAGCAAAUCUGAUCCUUUUCUGGAGAUUUUCCGGAUGAAUGAUGAUGCAACCCAACAACUUGUUCACAGGACUGAGGUUGUGAUGAAUAACUUAAAUCCCGCCUGGAAGACCUUUAAAGUGUCUGUAAAUUCUCUGUGCAGUGGAGACCAGGACCGCAGGCUAAAGUGCAUAGUUUGGGACUGGGAUUCCAAUGGAAAACAUGACUUCAUUGGAGAAUUUAACUCAACUUUCAAGGAAAUGCGAGGAGCUAUGGAAGGGAGACAGGUACAAUGGGAAUGCAUUAACCCCAAGUACAAAGCAAAGAAGAAGAGUUACAAGAACUCAGGCAUUGUCAUCCUUAACCAGUGCAAGAUCCACAAGAUGCAUUCUUUCUUAGAUUAUAUAAUGGGAGGCUGCCAAAUACAGUUUACAGUAGCUAUAGAUUUCACUGCGUCAAAUGGUGAUCCUAGGAACAGCUGCUCACUGCACUACAUCCACCCCUACCAGCCCAAUGAGUACUUGAAAGCUUUGGUAGCUGUUGGGGAGAUUUGCCAAGACUAUGACAGUGACAAAAUGUUCCCAGCCUUUGGAUUUGGAGCAAGGAUACCCCCAGAAUACAAAGUCUCUCAUGAUUUUGCAAUCAAUUUCAAUGAAGACAACCCAGAAUGUGCAGGAAUACAAGGUGUUGUGGAGGCUUAUCAGAGCUGCCUUCCGAAGCUGCAGCUGUAUGGGCCAACAAACAUUGCUCCCAUCAUCCAGAAGGUGGCAAAAUCAGCAUCGGAGGAGACCAACACCAAGGAAGCCUCGCAAUAUUUCAUCUUGCUCAUUCUCACGGAUGGCGUCAUCACAGACAUGGCUGACACCAGGGAGGCCAUUGUCCAUGCCUCUCACCUUCCCAUGUCAGUCAUCAUCGUCGGGGUGGGAAAUGCUGAUUUUAGUGACAUGCAGAUGCUGGAUGGCGAUGACGGGAUCCUGAGGUCUCCCAAGGGCGAGCCUGUGCUUCGAGACAUUGUCCAGUUUGUGCCAUUUAGGAACUUCAAACAUGCCUCCCCAGCUGCUCUAGCAAAAAGCGUUUUGGCUGAAGUUCCAAACCAAGUCGUGGACUAUUACAAUGGCAAAGGGAUAAAACCAAAAUGUGUGUCAGAGUACGAGUCUUCCAGGACACUAGCUCCAUGAACCUGCCUGCACUCUUUUACAAAAUUAAAAAAAAAGAGAGAGAAAUGCUACUGUCUACAACUACUGUACUUAAAAAUGAAACAAACAAAAAGAAUAGCACGUUUUGGUGAUUUUUAACUAAAAUAACCUUUUUUUUUGUUUUUGUUUUUUGCAUGUGUAGCCCAAAGGCUUAAAUCUGUUAAGCGGUUGUAUUGUUGAAAACUUUUUAUGAGGAAAAAACAUCCAGAAAAAAAAAAAAGCGAACUCUUUACAUUACAGCAUGUCACCUUGAAAUAAAAAGUUAUCUGUAUCUGUUUUUUAUACAGGUUUGUUGAAAUUUUGCUAAAUUUCUUAUCUUUACACUAUAAAGCAUUUUGAAAUAUUUACUGAGAGUCGAUAGCCAAAAUGUGUUUGGUUUAAUCUGCUAUGAACUGAGAGAUUUUUCAAAAUGGCAGAUGCAUGAACUGUAUUUUGCAUGUUUAAAAUAAAAACAACACAGUUUUGCA